AUUGCACACAGCUUCUCACCAACCAUUAGGAAAGAGCUUCUGGUUUCAGAGGAGGGGGACCCUGCUGCCAUCAGAAGAGGCUUGCCUUACACAAGUCCUCCUGCUUGGAUGCCUCUGGUGGUCUUUAGAAAAGAGGAGAACUCGUAGGAAAGUGUCCACUGAUGGAAAAUGAGGCACCCGGAGGGGAAAGGGGCCAUGGUGAGGCACCUCCAAGCAAAGUUCAAAGGCAACAGGGAAGAUCUCCCCGAAGCAGGCAGCUGGCUGGAGAGUCGGUCUGCAGCAUCCCCUGCAAUGGAGCCAGGACAAAUGCCUGUGCUGGGCUCCAAGGGUGAGCCACCCCCCGAGUCCCCCCGGACCAGGAGGGUGGACUUCAGCAGGGCUCCUCACAGCAAAGGUCAGAGUGUGGGACAGAGCUCGCUUCCUCAUCCCGUUUCCGAGACCCCGGAGUGGAUGGCACGACUGAAGAAGGGUAUUGCUCAGGACACCAGCUCCCAGCCAGCCCCUGCAAAGCCAAGAGGGAGAGACGUGUUGAACAAGGAAGUUGGAGCCACCUCUGAUCUUCCCCAGAGAAACCAAGCCCAGCAGAAAUGGCCGCUCGUCAAAGACAAGGGUGCUCCACCAGUUGCAGCCAAAGGUGCAGCCAUUGCAGCCUCCCCAAAUGCUGUGGGAAGCACCGAGGAGACAGGACAUCCCACUCUGCCUCGGAGGAAGCCUCUGCCACAUGCCAUGACGCUGGGAGCGAGGCCGGCCAAGCCCAGGCGCCCUCCUGUCGUGGAUCUGGAGAAGUUCCGCGCAGCUGCACGUCCUGGGAUGCCCGGCCGUCCUGCCGUGGAGCCAAGGAGCACUAAGCUGGGUUACCCGAAACCAGGUUGUGUUGCAUCGGGCCCGGUGCGGUUCCCACCGCAGGAUGCUCCAAGUGCAGCAGGGGAUGAAGAUGAGAUAUACGAUGAUGUAGAGACCGUUGGGCUGGUCAAGAGAGACAAAAGUGUUCCACUGCCACCCACGUCCCGACCACCAGCGUAUCUCCGUCCCGGAGGAGGUGGAGAUGCCAGUCGAGCCUCUGGCAGGCUUGCCCUGCUGGCAGCUGUGCAAAGAGAAGCCCAGGCCUCCCGAAAGAUGAAGCCAAUGACACUCAAAGAAUGCAAGAAGGAAGAGAAGGCAGACAGGGAGUUUCAGAAGAAAUUCAAGUUUGAAGGGAGCAUCAAUGUCCUGACGCAGAUGAUGGUCGACCCUGCAGUGACAGAGAAGAGGGGCGGAGGGAAGAAUCUGCCACUCAGACGGGGAGAAAUUCUUGAUGUUAUUGAGUUUACAAAUAAGGAGCAAAUCCUCUGCCGAAACAGCCAGAGGAGGUAUGGCUACGUGCCCCGGGCUGUGAUGCUGCACCUGGACACUGACAUCUAUGACGACGUUGAGAUUUAUGGUUGAACAAUCCGUGCUAAAGCCGAAGUCAUGAUGCACACCACCAAAGACCUCUCCAAAGGCCAAAACAUGGAAGUACUAUAUGCCACGCUCUUGCUUUGGAAGAAGGUCUGCUUCCUCUGAGAUAGCUUGCAAAAGCCACCACAUCCCUGCCAAAACAGCAGUGAGGCUGUGCAGCACACUGGGGGGUUGCAAGGAUCCUGUCCCACAGAGGCAGGGACUUGAAAGAAAUCUCCAUAUCAAGCCCUGUC
Messenger RNA from Oxyura jamaicensis (ruddy duck), 1670 nucleotides. It is a transcript of the gene PRAM1, whose product is annotated as PML-RARA regulated adaptor molecule 1. Gene Ontology annotation, cellular component: plasma membrane. The coding region runs from base 169 to 1425 and encodes 418 amino acids. Gene Ontology annotation, molecular function: protein binding. Lineage: Eukaryota; Metazoa; Chordata; Aves; Anseriformes; Anatidae. The record is from RefSeq and is a predicted model, not a curated record. The transcript has 10 exons. Gene Ontology annotation, biological process: integrin-mediated signaling pathway; protein localization to plasma membrane; T cell receptor signaling pathway.